AUGCAUGCAAAGGAGUUGAAGAAAGAUGAAGAGGUACUAGAGGUGUCGAGGACCCGCAUAAACGAACGAUUUUUGCUGUUCAAGAUAGAUUUGUUCGUCUUGUCAUUUGUCUGCCUGCAAUAUUGGAUAAACUAUGUCGACCGUGUAGGAUUUGUGAAUGCAUACGUGUCCGGUAUGCAGCAUGACUUGUCACUAAAAGGUGACGAUUUCAAUUUAAUCAAUACCUGCUUUACAGUUGGAUACGUUAUAGGCAUGAUUCCCAACAAUCUGAUACUUUUGGUCAUCCAGCCUCGAAUCUGGCUAAGCUUUUGUACUCUUGCGUGGGGAAUACUAACCCUGUCGAUGUAUAAGGUAACAACGUUUCAGCAGUGCUGUGCCAUCAGAUUCUUCCAGGCUGUGUUUGAAAGUUGUACCUUUUCAGGUACACAUUUAAUACUCGGCUCUUGGUAUAAGGAAAACGAGCUCACCAUUAGGAGCGCGAUAUUCACCAGCAGUGGAUUAAUAGGUUCUCUUUUCAGCGGAUUCAUGCAGGUUAGCAUAUAUAACUCCCUCAAUGGGCGUAGAGGGUUGGCUGGCUGGAGAUGGCUAUUUAUCAUUGACUUCUUAAUUACUGUUCCGAUUGCAAUCUACGGAUUCCUAUGCUUUCCUACUACACCUGAUCAUGAGGGCAAGGGUGGUGCGAGCUCCUACAUAUUUUCCAAAGAAGAGCUUCAAUACGCGCGCAGAAGGUUGCCGACAAGAAAUGAAAGCACGAAGCUGGACUGGUCUGUUUUCAAAAGAGUUCUCGGGAGAUGGCAUUGGUGGUUGUUUAGCUUUGUGUGGGUACUUGGUGGUGAAAACAUCUCAUUCGCCUCGAACUCAACAUUUGCCUUAUGGCUAAAUGAUCAAAAGUACACUUUGUCCCAGAAAAAUCAUUACCCCAUGGGCAUUUUUGCAGUAGGAGUAGUUGCUUCAUGUGGUGCUGCAUUUUACCUCGACAAAAUCCGUGGCGGAAGGCAUUGGCAUGUUGCUGUAGUAAUAGCCGUUGUAAUGUGCACUGUCGCUGUAAUGAUUCGUGCCGCACCCCUAAACCCGAAAGUUAUGUUCGCCGCCCAGUAUCUUGGAGGAGUGUGUUACGCGGGCCAAGCUGUCUUCUUUGCAUGGGCGAAUAUUGUCUGUCAUGACGAUUUACAAGAGCGUGCCAUUGUUUUGGCAUCUAUGAAUAUGUUUUCAGGCGCUGUAAACGCCUGGUGGUCAAUAAUAUUUUACUCUGCAACUACCGUACCGUAUUUUACGAAGGGUUGCUAUGCUCUCAUAGCCACUUCUAUUGCCAGCGCCAUUGUAUCUGUGCUCAUACGGAUGCUACAAGUGCGAGAAAUCAAAUUCAAGCUACAGAAUGUGUCUCGGAACCUUAACUUCGUCUCAGUAAAUGAGUAG
Lachancea fermentati is the source of this 1416-nucleotide messenger RNA. NCBI's taxonomy places the organism in Eukaryota, Fungi, Ascomycota, Saccharomycetes, Saccharomycetales, Saccharomycetaceae. The record is from the annotation of a GenBank genome assembly.